AUCGCGUUUUGAUCGCCGCUCAGUUGAUCGGGGCCUCUCGAACGCGUCGCUGCUCAGCGAAUUCCAUUUGGCACGCGCUUGUCUGCUACACAAAAAAAAAUAUACAUAAAAAUACUAACAAAAAUACUGCAUAUCUGCGUUAAACGUAUAGUAUUCAAAUACUACGCUUUGUGUAUUAAGCAACAGUUUUUUAAAAGAAAUAUUCAAGUGUUAUUUGUUGUUAAAAUUGAUGAGACACACACAAAAAACGCGCACUGAAUAGUUUUGUUCGCUCUUUAAUUGUUGUUUGCUCCGUCGCACAAAUGUCUCAAAUUUACGAUGCUAAUGCAUGAUAUGAUGUUUGCCUAGAGCGCCAGCCGUUCCGGGAAAACAAGAAUAAAGAUAAAAAUUAAAAAGAUUAUACAAUCAAAAUGUGCAAAAUCUGAAUUGAUUUGCAGCGAUUAAGAGAAAAGUUCGUGAAGCAAGUUUGAUAAACAACAAGUCGAAGAAUGCAUGUCAAUAGUGAGACAGAGUUCAAUGCAAACAAUAUACAUAUUAUAAAUCGAACAAGUGGUAAAAAUUGCAGCACAUCAUCAACAGAUUCGGGAGUGGGAUUGGUUGACAAUACGGCCACAUAUAUAACAAAAAACAGUAGCAGAAAAGGUAGCGAGGAAACAAAACAAACUUAUGAUGAUGGAGAAAAGCAGCAAAAAGCGGAAACGGAAACGGAUACACAACGCAUCAGCAUUGAGGUUGAGGCUAAAGUGAACCUCAAUAAAAAGGUUAGAAAAACAUCACCCGCACUUUCAAUACGCAGCACUACGAUCUCCAUAGUGUCCAUCGAUGAGGAUGCCAUCGAUUCCAGUUGCAUUGACAGCGAUUCCGAGGCCGAGCCCGACGAGGGUUGCACGGUGCACAAACUGGGCCAACAGCUCAAAUACCCGCCACCACAAAGUGACGAAUUGACGCAGCUGAAUAAAGGUCUGACUGUCAUCAGUCGCCAGGUGUUGCCCAGCAAUGGUCAGGGUCCGCCAGUUCCGGAUGCUCCCGAUAUUGUGGCCCAACAGCUGCUCAAUGGCAGCAUGAAUCUGGCCACGCCCACAGCGCCGGCAACGCCUCAGCAAAUUGGCAGCAUUGCGUUGACCAACACUACAGAUGUGACCUUUGGCGAUAAGCAUUAUUAUGAGGGUCCUGUGACGAUACAACAGAUUCUCAUCGAUAGUCGGGAAAAGUGGAAAGCGGCCGAAGGUCAGGAUAAUCCCGCCUUUGAUCCACAGGCCACGCCCAAUGCUACAGGUACCAAAUCAAAUGAGUCCUGUGAGGCGCCCGCUUUGUGUCCAUUUCUGCCUCACAACAUCAGUCGCAAGGCCAUUAUAAUAACGGCUAUAUUUGUGGCAUUAACCAUCGUUCUGGGCAUUAUAUUGGCAACAACGACAAACUUAUUUGGCAAGACGUUAAAUAAAAGUAAGCUUGGUGAUGGCGAUGAUUCCAGACAAAAUAUUCCAAUCAAUUCAACAAUAGAUAAGGACAACAUUGGCGGUGGCUUGGUGCUGAGAUUUGUGCCCCGUCCCGUGUGGUUGGCUCAACCACCGCAGAAACAACUUCCCGAUCUCUCUUUACCCGUACCAAUUGUCAUAUUGUUACCCACAAAUUCGGAAAAUUGUAGCACACAGGCGCAGUGCGUUUUCCGGGUGCGUUUCUUGCAGACCUUCAACAUUGAGUCGGAGCAUCACGAUGAUAUUAAAUUCAAUUUUCUAAUUGGUGGCGAUGGCAAUGUCUACGUGGGUCGUGGCUGGGAUAUUGUGGGUGCCCACAUGCAUGGCUAUAAUACGAGAAGUGUGAGUUUUGCCUACAUCGGCACCUUUCAAAAACAAAAGCCCUCGUCGAAGCAAUUAAAUGUCACUCGACUUCUGCUCGAGGAUGGCGUUAAUCUGGGCAAAAUUGCACCCGAUUACAAGUUGAUUGGAGCCAGCAGCUUGGAGCCCACUAUCACCGAAUAUAAUGCCGAGCAGCUGUACGAGAGCUUUGCCAAUUGGACCCAUUGGACGAAAGUCAAUUAAGGCAGCCUAACAAAUUGUAGUCAUGACUAGUAUCUCUCUAUAUAGUAUAAUAUGAUAUGUGGCAUAUUUCAUUAAGCUAGCAUUUAAGCUUUGUUUUGUAACAAUUGUGAUAUAAUUAAAAAAAAUAAUAAAAACAGUUUAUGACAAUGUA
This is a messenger RNA of Drosophila innubila, 2190 nucleotides long. RefSeq names its product peptidoglycan-recognition protein LC-like. Bases 489 to 2039 code for a protein of 516 amino acids. Gene Ontology annotation, biological process: peptidoglycan catabolic process. Gene Ontology annotation, molecular function: N-acetylmuramoyl-L-alanine amidase activity; zinc ion binding. The transcript has 4 exons. The record is from RefSeq and is a predicted model, not a curated record. NCBI's taxonomy places the organism in Eukaryota, Metazoa, Arthropoda, Insecta, Diptera, Drosophilidae.